This is a messenger RNA of Magnolia sinica, 1906 nucleotides long. RefSeq names its product alpha-terpineol synthase, chloroplastic-like. The transcript is spliced from 7 exons. Gene Ontology annotation, molecular function: magnesium ion binding; terpene synthase activity. The record is from RefSeq and is a predicted model, not a curated record. Bases 66 to 1748 code for a protein of 560 amino acids. Lineage: Eukaryota; Viridiplantae; Streptophyta; Magnoliopsida; Magnoliales; Magnoliaceae. Gene Ontology annotation, biological process: diterpenoid biosynthetic process.
CAUCUUGCUCCAUCGCACAUCUGCGACCUAGAAGUGAGCCACCGAGAGCCCUGGUCAAUUUGCGUAUGGCCAGCCACAUCAGACGUGCCAUUUCAAAUGAAACGGUGGAACCAACCAUCAUCCGCCGGAAUGCAAAUUACUCACCACCCACUUUCGAUUAUGAUUUUGUGCAAUCACUGAUGAGCGAUUACUCGGAUGAUAAGUGCACCAGGCGCAUUGAGCAACUGACGGAAAAAGCAAGGUGUUUGCUUGGAGAAGCAAUCGAACCCUUUGCUCGACUUGAGUUGAUUGAUGUCCUCCAACGUCUAGGGUUGGCUUAUCUCUUUGAGUCAGAGAUCAGGGAAUCCCUUGAUGCCAUGUCCAAUGGCAAAAACGACGUAAAGAUAGAGAAAGAUCUAAAUGCUACCGCCAUUCGCUUUAGGCUAUUGAGACAAUACGGGUUCGAGGUUUCACAAGAUGUGUUCAAUAGCUUCAUGGACGACAAGCAUAGUUUCAAGGCAUGCCUUAGCGAGGACAUAAAGGGAAUACUGAGCUUGUAUGAAGCAUCACACCUUGGAUUUACAGGAGAAGCUGUUUUGGAUGAGGCCAAAGUCUUCACAACCAAACAUCUCAAGCAGAUCAAACAGACAAUGGACCCAUACCUUGCCAAACAAGUGCAACAUGCAUUGGAACUUCCCAUGCGUUACAUGAUGCCAAGGUUAUAUACGAGGUGGUACAUAGAGGAGGCAUACGAAAAAGAGAAGAACAUGAAGCCUUUCCUACUUGAACUAGCAACGUUGGACUACAACAGGUUGCAAGCCUUGUAUCAGUGCAACAUUAAAGAAAUGUCAAGGUGGUGGAGGGAAUUAGGCACCAUGGAGAAGCUGCCAUUUACAAGAGACCGUGUGGUGGAAUGUUUCUUGUUUGCUCUUGGAGUGGCCUUCCAUCCACAGUACCAAUACUCUAGGAAUGAGGUCACAAAAGUCAAUCAACUUAUAACAAUGAUUGAUGAUGUUUAUGACCUUUAUGGAACGUUGGAUGAAAUAAAGCUCUUCACUGAUGCAGUUGAAAGAUGGGAUACAGAUGCAAUUGAAGAUCUUCCAGAGUAUAUGAAAAUAUGUUAUAUGGUUCUUUUCAACACUAUAAAUUCGCUGGGUUAUGACACUUUAAGAGAUCAAGGUGUGAAUAUCAUACCAUGCCUGAGGAAACUGUGGGCAGAUAUAUGUAAUGCGUACUUAACCGAAGCGAAGUGGUACCACAGUGGCUAUAACCCGACGUUUGAGGAGUAUCUGAACAAUGCAUGGGUGUCAAUAUCAGGGCCCAUUGCAUUGGCCCAUGGGUAUUUUUCCAUGAGAUUGAAGGUGACGGACGAAGUACUAGAAUGCCUGGAGAACUAUCAUGAUCUCAUCCGUUGGUCUGCCAUGACCCUCCGGCUUUGCGACGAUUGGGGAACAUCGACGCAUGAAAUAGCAAGAGGUGAUGUUCUAAAGGUUGUGGAAAGUUACAUGCAUGAAUCCGGUGUUUCUGAAGCAGUAGCUCGCAAACAUGUUAGAGGUAUGAUUGAUGAAACAUGGAAGAAGCUGAAUAAAGAAUGCGUUGGUCAUUCUCCAUUCCCCCGACCUUUCAUUAAUGGUGCUAUAGGUCUUGCACAAGUUGCUGAAUGUGUGUACCAGUUUGGGGAUGGGUUUGGCUGUCCACAUGAUGGGGCCAAGGCUCGGGGUAGGGUCAUAGCUCUACUGGUUGACCCCAUACCACUCAAGGAGAUAUAAGCCCUGUUUGGUUCAUGUUAACCAUGGGUUAGUAUAUAUAACUUUGUAGCCUGUAUGUGAGCUUGAUAUGUUUCUCUUCUCUGAAGGUGUGGUUGGAAUAGAUGAUGGUAUCUAAGUUACCUAUUUUAAUUAAAAUUUACUAAAAGUCUCUUGAUAUA